AUGGAUCAGAAUAUCAGAAUAGCGGCAUCCAACCAGGAAGGUACGAAUGUACCGGGCCUGGUAGGCCUCUAUCGCACCCAAGGGCGCUACCUUCCGAUUCUUCGCGCCAUGUCCUUUACCUCGAAACAGAUCAAUUCCGAGAAAAAGAUUGCGAUGCUAGAUGUUACACCAACCGUACAGUGA
Molecule: messenger RNA, 183 nt
Organism: Penicillium cosmopolitanum
Lineage: Eukaryota; Fungi; Ascomycota; Eurotiomycetes; Eurotiales; Aspergillaceae
Exons: 2
Coding region: 1-183 (60 amino acids)
Source: RefSeq, a predicted model, not a curated record